UGCAUCAAAUGUUAUGUUAUACACCUCGCAUUACAAAAUAAUAUACUACAACAAAGGAUCUUGAGAGCACUAAGAAGGAAACCAAGCCAUACUCUCUCCAUCAUUUCACCAUCCAACCACCCUUUGACAACCUUAUUCAACUGCACUCCAUAAAAUUUCCAAACUUCUUGAAGUUUUGUGAUCAAACGAGAUACUUGGAUGCUAAACUGAAAGAAACAAGACUACUUCAUACUGAGGAUUCAAACACUUUUGAGUACUACUCUCCACAAUGUCGAAUGAUAACCAAGUCUACAAGAAGUCGAAAUCCGAAAGGAAACGCGAUGAUUGGAUAAUUUCGAUUAACGACACACUAGCUAUGGUGGAAAAGCAUUCAAAUUUGAGUAUAUAUAAAGUUCCGAAUAAACUUUUAAAACUCAAGGAAGAUGCCUAUACACCUAGUAUUGUGUCCAUCGGACCUUUUCAUCAUAACAACAAAGCGAUGCAAGCUUUUGCAGAGCACAAAUGGCGAUACAUGCUACAUCUUUUUAUGAGAAUUUCUCAAGCUGCAGAAUCUGAUUCUACCCACCAGAAGUGUGCCGCUGAAAUAUUAAAAUUGCAAGGAGAAGCUCGAAGAUGCUAUUCAAACAAAAUAGGCUUGGACGAGUACAAGUUAGCUGAAAUAUUGCUAGUCGAUGGCUGCUUCUUACUCGAACUGUUUUUGAAAUAUUCAGAGAACCAUGAGGAGGACAAAGUUGAGGACCCCCUUAUCAAUAAUGAUCGGACUAUUGCAACUCUUCAACAUGAUUUGGCAUUACUUGAGAACCAGAUUCCAUUUUCUGUCCUGGAGACUCUGUUCGACAUUAUGAAAGACCAUGUGCCACAACCAUUAUUUACCGAGCAUAAUGUGGCCACUUUAGCAUUACACUUUUUCAAAUCGGCUUUGGGUUUGAGAGACGAAGCAAUUCGAAGUAAAUCCUCGAAACUCUCUGGUAAGCAUUUACUUGAUAUCUUGCACAAAUUUUACCUCCACGCGUCUCUCAAAAGGCGUAAAAUUUUGCACAAAUCUCACCUUCCCAUUUCUGACAUAACCCCCUAUGAUGAUGAUGAUCGUCAACGCUUGCUAAUAAAUGGAUUUGAAAACUGCGCCACACAACUUUUGAAGACAGGAAUUCAAUUCCAAGGCAAAACCGACACCACCCCAGAAGAAAAUUUCCUAGACAUAGAGUUCACAACUGAAGUUGUUAAAAUGCCACUAUUAGAGAUACGUGAAGCUACAGAAUCAAUCUUCCGAAAUCUGAUUGUUUUUGAGCAAUGCAGCAUUGACACCUCACAUUGCAUUACAUCAUAUAUCUUCCUUAUGAGGAGUCUCCUUAAUUCCUCGCACGAUGCUGAAAUUCUUCAUCACAGAAAGAUCAUAGGAUAUGAUUUGAGUGGGGGUGGGAGUCGCAGUCAUGAAGAUGUUGCGACUCUCUUCAAAUCUAUGUGUGAUGGAGUUGUUUUGAAGGAUUUUUGUUUUUCCGAUUUGUGUACCAAUGUUAACAAGUACUCUAGGUCUUGGUUGGACUGGCGCAGACUUAGAGCGAUAGUGAAGGUGAAGUGGCGUGAAUAUAUGAUAGCAUUGCCGCGUGAUUAUUUCACCAAUCCAUGGACUACCAUUUCUGUCAUUGCUGCAAUUGUGCUUCUCGGCUUCACUGCCCUGCAAACAUAUUACACUGUCCGAUCUUAUUAUCCUCACUAAUUUCAAAUUUAUUCAUGGAAAGCCAUUGACAAUGAUUUGGGAAGAGAGGAUUUUGACAGCCAAUAAUGCUAAGAUUACUAUCUCUUCUUAGCAUUAUUGUUUUGACCACAGAUCGAUUUGGCAAGGUGCAGUUAAAUUUAAAAUAUGUUUUCAGUCGUUUUAAUCAAUAAUGUGAUUUGUAGUUUUUAUUUUAUUUUUUAGAAAUGUACUUUUCACUAUUUGGACUUUGUAAGGUGUGUUGAAAGUAUUCAACAAUUUAAUAAGAGUCUUAAAUAAAGUAUUUUUCUUAAUAA
Molecule: messenger RNA, 2010 nt
Organism: Camellia sinensis
Lineage: Eukaryota; Viridiplantae; Streptophyta; Magnoliopsida; Ericales; Theaceae
Product: UPF0481 protein At3g47200
Source: RefSeq, a predicted model, not a curated record